Molecule: messenger RNA, 1890 nt
Organism: Neopsephotus bourkii (Bourke's parrot)
Lineage: Eukaryota; Metazoa; Chordata; Aves; Psittaciformes; Psittacidae
Gene: TKFC
Product: triokinase and FMN cyclase
Exons: 17
Coding region: 93-1823 (576 amino acids)
Biological process (GO): glycerol catabolic process
Cellular component (GO): cytosol
Molecular function (GO): ATP binding; glycerone kinase activity
Source: RefSeq, a predicted model, not a curated record
CCGUAUCCCUACCGGUAGCGGACCUUGCCCUGCCUCAGCCCCUUGGACUCUGAGCUGCACCUGCGAGGGAUCCAUCACCACCACGCUGCCCUAUGGAGGUCCCCAAGAAGCUGGUGAACUCAGUGUCGGGCUGUGCUGACGAUGCUCUGGCCGGGCUGGUGGCUUCCAACCCAGGGCUGCAGCUGCUGCAGGGACACCGGGUGGCCCUAAGAGCUGACCUGGUGGCCAUAAGGGGCCGGGUGGCUCUCAUUUCCGGAGGGGGCUCUGGCCAUGAGCCUGCCCAUGCAGGGUACAUUGGGAAGGGGAUGCUCACUGGUGUGGUGGCUGGAGCCGUCUUCACCUCUCCGGCUGUGGGCAGCAUCCUGGCGGCCAUCCGGGCUGUGACACAGGCUGGGGCAGCCGGGACCCUCCUCAUCGUCAAGAACUACACCGGGGACCGGCUCAACUUCGGGCUGGCGCUGGAGCGGGCACGGGCAGAGGGGACCGACGUGCGCAUGGUGGUGGUGGGCGAUGACAGCGCCUUCGCCACGCUGAAGAAAGCCGGGCGCCGUGGGCUCUGUGGCACCAUCCUCAUCCAUAAGGUCGCAGGAGCUCUGGCUGAGGCAGGAGCGAGCUUGGAUGAGAUCGUGGAGAAGGUGUCAUUGGCUGCCAAAGGCUUGGGUACCCUGGGGCUCAGCCUGGCCCCAUGCAGCGUUCCCGGCUCCAAACCCACUUUCCAGCUGGAUGCUGAUGAGAUGGAGCUGGGUCUGGGGAUCCACGGUGAGGCAGGAGUGCGCAGGAUGAAGAUGCUGACAGCAGAUGAGGCGGUGGAGAUGAUGCUGGCCCACAUGACAGACCCCUCCAAUGCCUCCCACCUCCCUCUUAGCCCUGGAGCCUCCGUGGUGCUGGUAGUGAACAACCUGGGUGGUUUGUCCUGCCUGGAGCUGGGCAUCGUGGCCGGGGCUGCUGUGCGCUGCCUGGAGAGACGAGGGAUCAGCAUCACCAGGGCACUGGUUGGCUCCUUCAUGACGGCGCUGGAGAUGGCCGGGGUCUCCCUCACCCUCAUGCUGGUGGAUGAGGAGCUGGUGGGGCUCAUUGAUGCCAAGACCACGGCCAUGGCAUGGCCCAACGUGGCCACGGCGCCGGCCACGAGCCAGAGACAGGAGCUACCAGCACCAAAGGAGGGAGCAGGGACCAUGCAGCAUGAACCCAGCUCUGGGCCCGGUGCGGCGCGGGUGCAGAGGGUGCUGGAGCUGGUGUGCAGCACCCUGCUGGCCAUGCAGGACAGGCUCAACGAGCUGGACCGGCAGGCAGGAGAUGGGGACUGCGGCCACACGCACGCUCGGGCUGCUCGAGCCAUCCAGGAGUGGGUCCAUGCCCAGUCCCCCCCAGCAGCCCCAGCCCAGCUCCUCUCAGCCCUGGCUGACCUCUUAUUGGAGAAGAUGGGGGGCUCCUCUGGUGUGCUCUAUGGGCUCUUCCUGACGGCGGCCGCCCGGCCCCUGCUCCGCAGCACUGAGCUCCCAGCAUGGGCUGAUGCCAUGGAUGCAGGCAUUGAAGCCAUGCAGAGGUAUGGAGGUGCUGCCCCAGGGGACAGGACAAUGUUGGACUCUCUGUGUGCUGCAGCACAGGCUCUGCAUCCCCUGCGCAGCCCCGGUGCCGAGCUGCUGCCCGUGCUGACCAACGCUGUGCAGAGCGCGGAGGCUGCAGCAGAGGCCACCAAGCACAUGGAGGCCGGGGCGGGCAGAGCCAGCUACAUCAGCUCAGCACGGCUGCUGCAGCCCGACCCGGGGGCUGUGGCUGUGGCUGCAGUGCUCAAGGCAGUGCUGGAGGGGCUGCAGAGCUGAUGGGGGGGGGGCUGCAUCUCACUUCUGACCCCCCUCCAUGCCCUCAAUAAACCUUUGUGGUCCUCAA